AUGUUUUUAUUCAGAGGAUUAGUCAGUCUUGCGUACUGCAGCGCUAAAGGCCUUGACCACAUUCAAUCCCAAUUCAACCAAAAAAUCGAAGAAAUGAAGCGAGAAUUCGGCACACAAAUGAUGUCUUUUCCUGAAGUCAAAUAUCAGCAAAAAGGGGAUCAAUACUCCAUCUCUUUCCAUAUCGAUAAAAGACGAGGAACCGUCCCAUUAAUAGCAGAGUAUAUUGAGGGUAAUAUGAAAAACUGCAAAUUAAAACAUAAAAAACAAACCAAUAUUCGAGGAAUUGAAAGUCUUCGAUAUGAUUUUCUAGAUGAAAACAAUAAAGAAUAUUCCAUUACUCUGUCAGGCCCAAUCAAUAAUUAUUUCUAUAUGUUUGAGUAUACUAAAGAAGAAGAUGGGUUUACUGAAGACUUGAAAAGGCUUACUCUCCCCUCCGUGAGUGAACAAAACCAUUAGAAAAAUCGCCAUUUUUUGCCAAAAAACCCACCCCUCCGUGAGUGAACAAAAAUUUUUUUAAUAGAAAAAUUUUUUAUGGAAAACAAUUUUGAUAUAUAAAGUGAUAAUUAUUAUAAUGAAAUCUCGAGCUAAUUCUGUUUAAUUUUUAAAACAAAUUGCUUUUUAAAACAUAAAUUUUAUAAAUUAAAUUAAUAUUUGCUUUCCAAUUUUUGCAAAUAUUUUCUAUAAAAUUAAUUAACCCCCCUCUGUGAGUGAACAAAAUUUUUUUGUUUCUCACGGAGGGGGGAGUUAGCGAUAUUUACCAAAAAGCAAAUCAGCCGAUUAACCCUAUUAUUUCACAUGUCCAAAGGAUAAAUCAUCCAAGAUAUGAUGGGAGAGGACAGAGAGGAGGGGAUCCUAUUGAGAAUUUACAAAAUUUAGGAGCGCUUGUGUUUCUGCCAGAUGAUCCUUAUUAUGAUUGGGAUUAUUUAGCGGGAUCUGAAGAAGCGAAAAGAGAAAUUGAAGACACAAUUCUGCUGACGCUUGAAAGGCCGGAGAUUUUUGAUAAAAUUACACAAGUUACAAGAGUGAAAGAUGAGAAAAAUAGGCCUAGAGCGGUGCUAUUUGAGGGACCUCCUGGAACUGGAAAAACAACAAGUGCAAAAAUUAUAUCACAUCAGGUAAAAAUCCCAAUGGUUUAUGUCAGAUUGGAAACUAUAAUUUCUUCAUUAUACGGAGAAGCAGAAAAAAAUCUGGGCAAAGUUUUUGAAAAUUGUCAAAGGCUUGGAAAAUGUGUAAUAUUUAUUGAUGAAAUAGACAGCUUAGCACAAAGCAGAGAAAAAGAGAUGCAUGAAGCCACAAGAAGGAUUUUAAGUGUAUUUUUAAGAUAUCUAGAUGGGUUUGAAAGCAGCGAUGACGUAAUCGUGAUAUGUGCAACUAAUAGAAAAGAAGAUUUAGAUCUUGCUUUGCAGAGCAGAUUUUCUAAAGUGAUUUCAUUCCCAUAUCCAGAUAAGCAUAGCAGAUCUGCAAUUUUUAUGAGAUAUGCAAGGCAUUUAACACAGGCACAGCUAAACCAGUUAGCAGAUAUGAGCGAAGGGCUUUCAGGGAGAGAUAUAAAAGCUGUAUGUGAAGAUGCUGAAAGAAAAUGGGCUGCAGCUAUACUUAAUCCUCCCCCUCUUCAAUGAGUAAAAUUUUUAGCUCACUUAAUGGGCUAUUAUUUUUUUUUUUUAAAAAAAACAUUUCGUUGGUAAAUUUUUCUAAAAAAAAUUUUUCAAUGGGUUUAGUCACUCAUGGAGUAAAGGGAAGUUAGAGGUACAGUUAUAGACAACUAUAAAGUUGACUUCAGCCAUUAUUUAGAAGCUCUUCAAUAUAGGAUUCAAGGAUAUAAGCAGUAA
Molecule: messenger RNA, 1829 nt
Organism: Blepharisma stoltei
Lineage: Eukaryota; Ciliophora; Heterotrichea; Heterotrichida; Blepharismidae
Source: the annotation of a GenBank genome assembly